CUAAGAUAGACUUGCGCUCUGGCUACCAUCAAGUGAGAAUAGCCGAGAAAGAUGUACCAAAGACAGCAUUCCGCACAAGGUAUGGACAUUACGAGUUCACUGUGAUGCCGUUUGGUUUAACUAAUGCACCAGCGGUAUUCAUGGAUCUAAUGAACCGUGUAUUCCGACCUUACCUUGAUACCUUUGUAGUGGUAUUCAUUGAUGAUAUCCUCGUAUAUUCAAAAACCCCGGAGGAUCACGAGAAACACUUGAGACUCACAUUGCAAACUUUGAGAGAGAACCAGUUGUAUGCCAAACUCUCAAAGUGCGACUUCUGGCAGGAUCAGGUAGCGUUCUUGGGUCACAUUAUCACCCAAGAGGGCGUAUCCGUAGAUCCAUCCAAGAUUAAGGCGGUGAUUGAGUGGCAUGCACCUACCUCGGUCACGGAUGUAAGAAGUUUCUUAGGUUUAGC
Molecule: messenger RNA, 451 nt
Organism: Cuscuta europaea
Lineage: Eukaryota; Viridiplantae; Streptophyta; Magnoliopsida; Solanales; Convolvulaceae
Source: the annotation of a GenBank genome assembly